CGGCUCUUCUGUUGUGAUCAGAAGCCAGGCCCUAGAAGAAAGUUGGUAUUGAAGUUUAGCUGCCGUAAGAGCCUCUUUUACAGCAAAAUCACAAUGAAACUCUUCCUGCUUAUCUCUUUGCUACUUGGCGUAUGUCCACACUUGGCAGAAAGUUCAGGAUCUUGGACAUACCGCGACCCGGAGGGGCCUAACACGUGGAAACACCACUUCGAGGAUUGCGGAGGUCAUGAACAGUCUCCGAUAAACAUUGUACCAAAAGAUACUCUUUUCGAACCGGGGCUUGCCGACCUCGUUGUCAACUACGAGAACAAUGUUUCUGCCAAGCUAUUCAAUAAUGGACAUACCGUUCAGGCGACUUUUUUAACCGGCAAGUCCGAUAUUUCCGGUGGAAAUCUGACUUCGCGUUUUCGCGCUCUACAAAUGCAUUUUCACUGGGGCAACAAGAAUUCGCGCGGUUCAGAGCAUCAGGUCGGUGGAAGAAAAUUUCCCUUGGAAAUACAUAUUGUACACUACAAUGCGGAAAAGUACCUUAGCGCAUCGGAGGCUCUGAAAAAGGGAGAUGGCUUAGCAGUUUUGGGAAUAUUGGUCGAACUUCAGGCUCAAGACAACCCGGUUUUCAGUGCGAUAGUGGAUAACCUUGAGAAAGUUCGUUAUAAAGACAACGAAAUAAUUUUGCCUUAUCUUCAGCCUUUUUCAUUCUUACCACACGACAUUGCUCAAUAUUACACUUAUAGAGGCUCGCUUACUACUCCUGGAUGUUAUGAAAGUGUGCAGUGGUUUGUGUUCAAUCACACUUUUCCUAUAUCACAAGUUCAACUGGAUAAAUUCAGAGAUCUUUUUGACGGUGUAAAACAAAACACAAAGAAAUUGCCCUUGGGCGACAAUUAUAGACCCGUCCAGCCUCUACAUGCGAGAUCUGUCAUCCGAAGCUUCAAGCGCCCUCCAUUUCCAUGUGGCAAGACAUCAAAUAACACUUUGGAUUGCUUGGGAUUCGCUGAUGACAAGGCAGUAUUUUAUGAAGCGACAGUCAAUAUGUGCACUCAGCCAGCCACAGUAACCUUAAGAGUUUCUCAACCAGAGACCAAUUUUAGUUAUGUUGGAACUUUUUACAAAAGUGUCAACCCCCCUAUGCAAAUAGGAGAUCUUGAUUAUGCAUUCAGCGUGGAAAUGCAUACUGACCUAAGUCAGAAAAAUGAGGAAACUUUGCGUCUCUCAAUUAUUCAAGUACAUCCACUGUCGACAAAGUACAGAGAAGAACUGGUAACUGCAAGUUUCAAGGAAGAAAUUUGUCAACUGGGAAGUUGUUCUCUUAUGGAGGAGGAUGGAUCUUCUUGCAACAAGCAUUGGUGUGAGCACAUUCCUAUUGGCAUUGGCAAAGAUACCCAUUUCAUUGGUGUGUCUUCCACCUUCCAUGACAUGUCAACUGACAAUCCUUCAGUUAAUGUUAAUUUUUAUCGCAACGAGUCUGGGAAAUGGCAUCGUACUGCCUCAGAAAAAUUUACCAAUGAUGACGAAAAGAGGGUUCACUUAUUUGGGACAUUUGUGACCAGUAAGGAGCAUGCAAGGAAGCGAAGAAUGGCUGGAGGAUCUGAAGAGUGGGAGUUUGUAACCUUCAAAGCCAAGAUUGGCAAAAUGGCAGAUAAAGUUUCUUACCAGCUGUUUAUGGUUCCCUCUGAGAGACUAUAUCACAAAGUUAUAAAGGACGAAUUCUCACUGGACUGUGAAAAGCAUUACCCAACUCCAACUACAUUGGACUACAAAAGUAAGAUUGCUAUUGUGGCAUCAGUGGUGUCAAUGGUGGCGUUACUUGCAGGUGGUACUCUAGCCAUGUUUUACUGUAAGAGGAAAGAUUUGAGGCGUGGCAGCCGCCAUAGGCCUGCACUGAUCGAAGAAAUGGAUGAUAAUAGAUUGUGAACUUAGUGAUGAAAUCUGAUGGUGCUGGGAUUGGAAAAGGUCAUCAACUAUUAUUGUAAAUUCAAUCUUUAAGUGUGACUGUUAACUUAGUUUAAAACAGUUGUUCAUGCCCAGCUGCUGGGCACUGUUUUUGUUUUUUAUUUUUUUUAACUUAGAAUAAUUUAUCUAUUAAAUUACCUUUGGAAAGGAAGGAAAUUAAAUCUGGACAGGCCUGUUUUUUUUUUUAA
Messenger RNA from Pocillopora verrucosa, 2141 nucleotides. RefSeq lists its product as uncharacterized. Gene Ontology annotation, molecular function: zinc ion binding; carbonate dehydratase activity. Lineage: Eukaryota; Metazoa; Cnidaria; Anthozoa; Scleractinia; Pocilloporidae. The record is from RefSeq and is a predicted model, not a curated record.